Molecule: messenger RNA, 702 nt
Organism: Macrosiphum euphorbiae (potato aphid)
Lineage: Eukaryota; Metazoa; Arthropoda; Insecta; Hemiptera; Aphididae
Source: the annotation of a GenBank genome assembly
AUGACCGAACCAGUCGCUAUUAGCCGCCGAUACUGGUCUGAGCCAAACGUGACCGGACCAUCAGCGAUUGACCACCCGCGGUCCACGCCCGCAGACGUCAACUUACUUUGCAGAGGACCGAAUUAUGCUGAAGCGGACGACACCGUCACGGCGGAACAGCCGCCGGCAGAGAGCAGCCAUGAACCUUCUGACACGGGGUCGAUGGGCCUCGUCGAUCUGUUCGACCUGCAGCCGGCUGACCAUGUAUACCGGGAAAUCCCGCUGCCACCAGCUGACCCGUCAACGUCCGUCGACCUUGUGCUCGUCCCGGACAACGUUGUCGAGGUUCCGGAAGUCCCGCCGCCGUCAGAUGACCGGACAACACGAGACGAGACCGUGCCGGAACUGCCAAUCGUUCCCGCGGCGAGUUCCGGCCAGGCCGAACUGGAACCGGAUACCGCCGACAGGGGCCGAGGUGACGACGACGCAAGCCGGGCGAUGGCAGCCGUGGAUGACCCCGCUGCCAAAUCUAAAAAACGCACUACGCUUUGGAGACGGACCAAGCGAAUCGUCCGUCGCAUGUUUUGUUGCGGCGUUUCAGCGGUGGUUACCGGUACGUUUCAUUUGCAAGUUAUCCAGUCGGCCAACUUGACGUGUCCCAACUAUUUAUUCAGACAUUUUUUCAUAACAUUAAAACAAAAUAUGAUAAAUCAAAUGUUUUAA